Molecule: messenger RNA, 492 nt
Organism: Caenorhabditis remanei
Lineage: Eukaryota; Metazoa; Nematoda; Chromadorea; Rhabditida; Rhabditidae
Exons: 1
Coding region: 1-492 (163 amino acids)
Biological process (GO): SCF-dependent proteasomal ubiquitin-dependent protein catabolic process
Cellular component (GO): nucleus; cytoplasm
Molecular function (GO): cullin family protein binding
Source: RefSeq, a predicted model, not a curated record
AUGGUGGUCGGCCAGCGGAAGCCAAUCUUCAAGAUUCGAUCCUCUGAUGGACAAAUCUUCGUCAUUCAAGACUGGCUCAUCCAAAAAUCCAAGAGCUUCUCAGUCGUCUACCCAUUCAUGAAGGAUUCCGCACAACCCCUUCAAACCACUGUCUCUAGUUUUAUCCUCGAGAAAAUCAUUGAAUGGUGCCAUCAUCAUCGUCACGACGACGCCGACCAAGACUACCGGCUCAUUCCUGUCUGGGACGCGCAAUUCCUCAACGACAACAAUGGAAUUGUGUUCCUUCUGAUUGAAGCGGCGUACCGUUUGGAAAUCCGAGGACUCCUCGACAUCGCCUGCAGAGCGGUGUCAAUCACCCUUGGAAGAAGUAUGAAUGAAGUCAAAGUGAUGCUGCGCGUUGGUGAACCAGAAGAUGUAUUCAAUGUGGAUGACGAGUUGAGAGAAGACGACGAGGAGGAUGCUGACAUGAUUCCAGCGAUUCCAGCCGCCUGA